CAACCCCUGCUCUCGUGUGUGUUCCAGGUGGCCACGUUGCUCUGGUAAACCCCAGGUAAGAUGUCUCAUCGGAGUGGGCAAGAGGACCCGGAGCGGUACCUGUUCGUGGACCGGGCCGUCGUUUACAACCCAGCCACGCAGGCCGACUGGACGGCCAAGAAGCUGGUGUGGGUCCCCUCGGAGCGCCAUGGCUUUGAGGCAGCCGGCAUCCGGGAGGAGCGGGGCGACGAGGUGCAGGUGGAGCUGGCGGAGAACGGCAAGAAGGUGAUGAUCAACAAGGACGACAUCCAGAAGAUGAACCCGCCCAAGUUCAGCAAGGUGGAGGACAUGGCCGAGCUCACCUGCCUGAAUGAAGCGUCUGUGCUGCACAACCUGAAGGACAGAUACUACUCAGGACUCAUAUACACAUACUCGGGCCUGUUCUGCGUGGUCAUCAACCCCUACAAGAACCUGCCCAUUUAUUCAGAGAACAUCAUCGAGAUGUACAGAGGGAAGAAGAGGCACGAGAUGCCGCCACACAUCUACGCCAUCUCUGAAUCUGCUUACCGCUGCAUGCUGCAAGAUCGAGAGGACCAAUCAAUCCUUUGCACGGGUGAAUCGGGUGCAGGAAAGACGGAGAACACGAAGAAAGUGAUCCAGUACCUGGCCCACGUCGCCUCCUCACACAAAGGACGCAAAGACCACAACAUUCCUCAACCCGAAUCUCCCAAAGCAUUCAAGCUACAGGGCGAGUUGGAACGCCAGCUCCUGCAAGCCAACCCGAUCCUCGAGUCUUUUGGCAACGCAAAGACGGUGAAGAACGACAACUCGUCUCGCUUUGGGAAGUUCAUCAGAGUCAACUUUGACGUCGCUGGAUACAUCGUCGGGGCCAACAUUGAAACUUACCUCCUGGAGAAGUCGAGGGCCAUCAGACAGGCCAAAGAUGAGAGGACCUUCCACAUCUUCUACCGGCUGCUGGCAGGAGCCGGAGAGCAUCUCAGAACCGACCUUCUCCUCGAAGGCUUUAACAACUACCGCUUCCUGUCCAACGGUAACCUCCCCAUCCCGGGCCAGCAGGACAAGGAUAACUUCCAGGAGACGCUGGAUGCCAUGCACAUCAUGAGCUUCUCCCACGAUGAGAUCGUCUGCAUGUUGAAGAUCGUCUCUGCCGUGCUGCAGUUUGGAAACAUCGUCUUUAAGAAGGAACGAAACACGGAUCAGGCGUCCAUGCCUGAGAACACGGCUGCUCAGAAGCUCUGCCACCUGCUCGGGAUGAACGUCAUGGAGUUCACUCGAGCCAUUCUCACCCCGAGGAUCAAAGUGGGACGAGACUACGUGCAGAAGGCGCAGACCAAAGAACAGGCUGACUUUGCCAUUGAAGCUCUGGCGAAGGCGACGUACGAGCGGCUGUUCCGCUGGCUCGUCCAUCGCAUCAACAAAGCUCUGGACAGAACCAAACGGCAGGGGGCGUCCUUCAUCGGCAUCCUGGACAUCGCCGGGUUUGAGAUCUUUGAGCUGAACUCGUUCGAGCAGCUGUGCAUCAACUACACCAACGAGAAGCUGCAGCAGCUCUUCAACCACACCAUGUUCAUCCUGGAGCAGGAGGAGUACCAGAGGGAGGGCAUCGAGUGGAGCUUCAUCGACUUCGGCCUCGACCUGCAGCCCUGCAUCGACCUCAUCGAGAGGCCGACAAACCCUCCCGGUAUCCUCGCUCUCCUCGAUGAGGAGUGCUGGUUCCCUAAAGCCACAGACAAGACGUUCAUAGACAAAGUGCUGCAGGAGCAGGGAACGCACUCCAAGUUUCAGAAGCCGCGACAGCUCAAAGACAAAGCCGACUUCUGCAUCAUUCACUACGCAGGCAAGGUGGACUACAAAGCUGACGAGUGGCUCAUGAAGAACAUGGAUCCUCUGAACGAUAACGUGGCCACGCUGCUGCACCAGUCCACUGACAAGUUUGUGGCUGAGCUCUGGAAAGAUGACAUUCAGACGUUUCAGAGAGCCUCUUUCUAUGACAAUGUCUCUGGGCUCCAUGAAGCUCCAGUGGACAGAAUCGUGGGUCUGGAUCAGGUCGCCGGCAUGAACGAGACGGCGUUUGGUGCCGCCUACAAGACCAAGAAGGGCAUGUUCCGUACGGUGGGUCAGCUGUACAAAGAGCAGUUAUCCAAACUGAUGGCCACGCUGAGGAACACAAACCCAAACUUUGUGCGCUGCAUCAUCCCCAACCACGAGAAACGGGCGGGUAAACUGGACCCUCACCUGGUUCUGGACCAGCUCAGGUGUAACGGAGUUCUGGAGGGGAUCCGUAUCUGCAGACAGGGUUUCCCGAACCGCAUCGUGUUCCAGGAGUUCAGACAGAGGUACGAGAUCCUCACUCCUAACGCCAUUCCCAAAGGCUUCAUGGAUGGAAAGCAAGCCUGUGAGAGAAUGAUCCGGGCCCUGGAGCUGGACGGGAACUUGUUCCGUAUCGGUCAGAGUAAGAUCUUCUUCAGGGCCGGAGUCCUGGCUCACCUGGAGGAGGAGAGAGACCUGAAGAUCACCGACAUUAUCAUUUACUUCCAGGCCGUCUGCCGGGGAUACCUGGCACGCAAAGCCUUCGCCAAGAAGCAGCAGCAGCUCAGUGCUCUGAAGGUUCUGCAGAGAAACUGUGCAGCUUACCUGAAGCUGCGUCACUGGCAGUGGUGGAGACUCUUCACAAAGGUGAAGCCUCUGCUGCAGGUGACCCGGCAGGAGGAGGAGAUGCAGGCCAAAGACGAGGAGCUGGUGAAGGUGAAGGAGAAGCAGACGAAGGUGGAGGGAGAGCUGGUGGAGAUGGAGAGGAAACACCAGCAGUUAGUGGAGGAGAAGAACAUCCUGGCAGAGCAGCUGCAGGCGGAGACGGAGCUGUUUGCAGAGGCGGAGGAGAUGAGAGCUCGCCUGGCGUCCAAAAAGCAGGAGCUGGAGGAGAUCCUUCACGACCUGGAGUCCAGGCUGGAGGAGGAGGAAGAGAGGGGCCAGGGCCUGCAGAACGAGAAGAAGAAGAUGCAGACACAUAUCCAGGACCUGGAGGAGCAGCUGGACGAGGAGGAGGCCGGCCGGCAGAAGCUGCAGCUGGAGAAAGUGACGGCCGAGGCCAAACUGAAGAAGUAUGAAGAGGACAUUUUGCUGCUAGAAGACCAGAACUCCAAGUUCAUCAAGGAGAAGAAGCUGCUGGAGGACCGAAUCAACGAGAUGACCUCGACGCUCGCAGAAGAAGAAGAAAAGGCCAAAAACCUGGGCAAGGUGAAGAACAAGCAGGAGAUGAUGAUGGUCGACCUGGAGGAGCGGCUGAAGAAGGAGGAGAAGACGCGUCAGGAGCUGGAGAAGGCGAAGAGGAAGCUGGACGGUGAGACGACUGACUUUCAGGAUCAGAUCGGCGAGCUGCAGGCUCAGAUCGAAGAGCUCAAAGUUCAGCUGAGCAAGAAGGAAGAAGAGCAGCAGAUGAUGCAGACCAGGUGCGAGGAGGAGGUGAGUCAGAGGAACAACGCUCUGAAGCAGGUGAGGGAGAUGCAGGCUCAGCUGGCCGAGCUGCAGGAGGACCUGGAAUCAGAGAAAGUGUCUCGAAACAAGGCGGAGAAACUGAAGAGGGACCUGAGCGAGGAGCUGGAGGCUUUAAAGACCGAACUGGAGGACACGCUGGAUACCACCGCCGCCCAGCAGGAACUCAGGACGAAGCGUGAACAGGAAGUAACUGAGCUGAAGAAGACCAUCGAUGACGAGUCUAAAAACCACGAGGCUCAGAUCCAGGAGAUCAGACAGCGUCACGGCACCGCACUGGAGGAGCUGUCUGAACAGCUGGAGCAGGCCAAGAGGUUCAAGGCCAACCUGGAAAAGACCAAGCAGAGCCAGGAGAGCACCAACAAGGAGCUGGCCUGCGAGGUGAAGACUCUGCAGCAGACCAAGACCGAGUCCGAGCACAAGAGGAAGAAAUUGGAGUCUCAGCUGCAGGAGUACGUCGCCCGAGUCACCGAGGGAGAGAGGGCGAAGGGCGAGCUGGCCGAGCGGACGCACAAACUGCAGACUGAGCUGGACAACGUGUCGGCCAUGUUGGAAGACGCAGAGAGGAAGGGGAUCAAGAUGGCCAAAGACGUCUCUGGACUGGAGAGUCAGCUGCAGGACACGCAGGAGCUGCUGCAGGAGGAGACGCGUCAGAAACUGAACCUGAGCAGUCGUAUCCGUCAGCUGGAGGAGGAGAAGAACGCUGUGCAGGAGCAGCAGGAGGAGGACGAGGAGGCACGCAAGAAUCUGGAGAAACAGAUGUUGACGCUUCAGGCUCAGCUCUCGGAGAGUAAGAAGAAGCUGGAGGACGACGUGGGAACAAUUGAGGGUCUGGAGGAGACGAAGAAGAGGCUGCUGAAGGACUUUGAGCUGGCCAGCCAGCGUCUGGAGGAGAAGACCAUCGGCUUUGAGAAGAUGGAGAAGACCAAGACGCGCCUGCAGCAGGAGCUGGAUGACCUCACUGUCGACCUGGACCACCAGAGACAGAUCGUCUCCAGCCUGGAGAAGAAACAGAAGAAGUUUGACCAGAUGCUGGCUGAGGAGAAGAGCAUCUCGGCUCGUUACGCUGAGGAGCGCGACAGAGCUGAGGCCGAGGCUCGAGAGAAGGAUACCAAAGCUCUGUCCAUGGCCAGAGCUCUGGACGAGGCGCUGGAGGCCAAAGAGGAGCUGGAGAGGGUCAACAAGCAGCUACGAGCCGAAAUGGAAGAUCUGAUGAGCUCAAAGGACGACGUGGGCAAGAAUGUCCACGAGCUGGAGAAGUCCAAGCGAACUCUGGAGCAGCAGCUGGAGGAGAUGAAGACGCAGCUGGAGGAGCUGGAGGACGAGCUGCAGGCCACAGAGGACGCCAAGCUGCGUCUGGAGGUCAACAUGCAGGCCAUGAAAGCUCAGUACGAGAGAGACCUGCAGGGACGAGACGACCAGAGCGACGAGAAGAAGAGAGCGCUCGUCAAACAGGUGCGAGAAAUGGAGGCGGAGCUAGAGGACGAGAGGAAGCAGAGAGCUUUGGCUGUGGCGGCUAAAAAGAAGCUGGAGAUGGAUCUAAAGGACAUCGAGGGUCACAUCGAGGGAGCCAACAAGGCUCGAGACGAAGCCAUCAAACAGCUGCGCAAGCUUCAGGCCCAAAUGAAGGACUACCAGCGGGAGCUAGAAGACGCCCGAGCCUCCAGAGACGAUAUCUUCGCCUUAUCGAAGGAAAACGAGAAGAAACUGAAGAGUUUGGAGGCUGAGAUCGUUCAGCUGCACGAGGACCUGGCAGCGUCUGAGAGAGGUCGGCGUCACGCCGAGCAGGAACGGGACGAGCUGCAGGAUGAAAUCUCCAACAGCACAUCUGGAAAGUCGGCUCUGAUGGACGAGAAGAGGAGGCUGGAGGCUCGUAUCGCUCAGCUGGAGGAGGAGCUGGAGGAGGAGCAGGGCAACAUGGAGCUGCUCAACGACCGCUUCAGAAAGACGACCAUGCAGGUGGACACUCUGAGCACGGAGCUGAGUGCAGAGCGCAGCACGGCACAGAAAAGCGAAAACGCCCGUCAGCAGCUCGAGCGUCAGAAUAAGGAGCUUCGGGCCAAACUGGGCGAGCUGGAGGGUUCUGUGAAGAGCAGGUUCAAGGCCUCCAUCACCGCGCUGGAGGCCAAGAUCGCACAGCUGGAGGAGCAGCUGGAGCAGGAGGCCAAGGAGCGAGCUGCAGCCAAUAAGAUCGUGAGGAGGACCGAGAAGAAGCUGAAAGAAAUCUGCAUGCAAGUGGAGGAUGAGCGUCGCCAUGCCGACCAGUUUAAAGAACAAGUCGAAAAGGGGAACUCUCGCAUGAAGCAGCUGAAGCGGCAGCUGGAGGAGACUGAAGAGGAGGCGACGAGGUCGAACGCCUCCCGCAGGAAGCUGCAGAGAGAGCUGGACGACGCCACCGAGGCCAGUGAGGGUCUGAGCCGAGAGGUGCACACGCUCAAGAACCGCCUCAGGCGUGGCGGCCCCAUCAGCUUCUCGUCCAGCCGCUCGGGCAGACGUCAGCUGCAGGUGGAGGGCACGUCUUCUCUGGACCUCCUCUCUGACGACGAGCUGGAAAACAAGAUCACAGACAACAACGCCAACGAGACUCCAGCUACACCCCAACCCCAGCAGCAGGAAUAGACGAGGAAAUAACGCCUUAACCUUCAAUCUCCCAGAUCACAAAAUAAAACACUCAGCCACCUCCUCCCAGCUGCUCUAACCAUACUCAUACAGCGGCCAUUUUUAUCUGACAUCAAGCUCAGAGUGGGAACAUAGAAUUCUGUUUUAAGUCUGCGUCUUAUAUCAACAUUCAGAUGAAGUGAUAGUAGAUACCAGCUUUGAAAUAAUGUCUCAUGGGGCGCUGGUAGCCUAGUGGUUAGUGCGCACGCCCCAUGUAUGGACGCUGUAGUCCUCAAAGUGGGCGGCCCGGGUUCAAAUCCGACCUGUGGCUCCUUUCCCGCAUGUCAAUCCCCACUCUCUCUCUCCCUGGUUUCAGACUCUAUCCACUGUCCUAUCUCUGAAAUAAAGCCCCAAAAUAAACCUUUAAAAUAAUGUCUCAUGUUAGCAUUUAGCCGCUUUCUAUGAGGGGCUAAAUGCUAACACUACCAUAUAAGGAUGUAACAAUCCACUCAACUCACGCUAUGAAUCACAAUACUGGGUCCCCAAUAUGAUUUCAUCCUAUCAAAAUAUUAUUUUUCAUAUUUUUACGCCUCUCUUCCUCGGCUAAUUAUGUUGAAACAACAGAGGCCAAAAGCAGAUAGCACCCUCUGCUGGUUCAAAUUGAGUAUUGCAAUAUAUGUUUUUUUGUCUAGUCGAUUUAAAUCGUCCUUUAUUUGUAUCAAUUUUUAAAAGUAUCACAAGCUAUCUGUAUGUCCCUGUUACCAUAUUAUUAUGUUACACAGCGUGGUAAUCAAGGCUUAUGCUGACGCUAAUGUGAGCUAGGAAGUGGCUGAAUGCUAACAUUAGCUAUUUUCUGAACGUAGCUAACGGGUUCAAAUAGGUUCAUCUGCCCAAUUUCUCUUUCUCUCUGUUGGUAGAAAUGUUUUGGACAUUAUGAGAAUUUGUCCGAUGUAUAUACGACCUAAUCACCUGGAAGACGUUCAUCAUUUUAUCAUCCUUUAAGGUUUCCAUCCUGAGCUUGAAUCAGACGUAAAUAUGGCCAUCGUGAGAAUAUGUUGUCCUGUUAGCCCAUGUUAACGGGAUCUCUCCAAGCACAUGCAGCAUGAUCAAAACAGGAUUCAUCUAUAAAUCCUGACGCUGUAUCUCAGCCCUGACACCAGCAGACGGACCCCCCCCCCCCAAACGCUCAGCCCUCUUACGAAGCACUUCUCUGCCUUAUACCCCUCGUUAUCGAGCUGCAGAAAAGACGUGCUUUAUCGUAACCUGCACAGAACCUGCACCUGAAGAAACAAAGCACGUUAA
Molecule: messenger RNA, 7392 nt
Organism: Labrus mixtus (cuckoo wrasse)
Lineage: Eukaryota; Metazoa; Chordata; Actinopteri; Labriformes; Labridae
Product: myosin-10
Exons: 42
Coding region: 61-6111 (2016 amino acids)
Cellular component (GO): myosin complex
Molecular function (GO): actin filament binding; ATP binding; cytoskeletal motor activity
Source: RefSeq, a predicted model, not a curated record